Molecule: messenger RNA, 873 nt
Organism: Anopheles merus
Lineage: Eukaryota; Metazoa; Arthropoda; Insecta; Diptera; Culicidae
Exons: 8
Coding region: 1-552 (183 amino acids)
Source: RefSeq, a predicted model, not a curated record
AUGGCCAUAGAUAUACUAGAUAAUCCAUUAAAAGAGGAAAUAACGGAUUUGGACACCUUCUUAUCCCUGGACAACAAUGAUUUCACUAGACUACAGUUAACGAUAAAAAUGAUGAAAAUAAUUCAAAAAUAUCAAAAACAGUAUGGAGUUACAAUCGACAUUACAACGACUCCCAAUGAAUUUAUGGAAGAAACUGAUGAAGGUAAACAAAUCCAUGAAACAUUGACAGAAGGAAUUAAACCCGACGAGGUCACCAACAAAAAAAUUAAUCGAAUAAUUUGCGAUUGGCUAGCGGACAAUUACGGAGCAUAUAUUUCAGUCGUCCACAAACGGAAAAAAGUAAUGCUUGCAAAAUCAUUAGUUAAAACUUAUCCCAUUCUGGCCUCGAACGUUUCAGAUGUACCUUAUGCAGCGUGGUUUCAUAAAGGUGGACGAGGAGCAGGACGGCAUGCUGGUUCUAUUAUAGAAUGUAAACCCUUGCAAAAAGAUCCUGUAGUCGAGUGUUCUACCGAUCAAGACACGAUGAAUCGACUCCAUCUUCUUCAAAAAUAAUAACGAACGACGAUCGUGGAGAAAAUAUUGAUGAUUUGGUGUACGAGUUAGAAACUAUUGUUGCCUUGGAACAUUGUAUGAAAAACAUAAAAUAUUUAUGGAAAUAAACACUGGCUUACCGGCACGAAAAGCGCGCCAGAGGGAUUUUUUCCCAAUUUAUGACCGACUGUUCUGCGGCUUCAGCCUUCGGAGGAGAAUUGGUAUCUUUAGAAUUUGAAUUGAUGAAUCCUACUGCUGCUAAAUUCGAAGACAUGUGGAAUGCAAUCCAACAGAAAAAUUGGAAAAAUAUCGAAUAGAUUACAGUUUGAGACUUCAUUUCCG